AGGAGGCGGGAGUUAUCCGGAAAACGGGUGUGAGAACAUGCGGACGUCAAGCGGCUAAAAGUUGCAGCAGACGUGGUGAGUUGAUGUGGCACUCGCAGCUAGUCAUAGACGUUGUACUUGAACCGAGGAAACGACUCCUGGAUUGUAAUUUGGUGUAAAGCACGUGAUCAGCAUGUUGCUGCAGAGGCUGUCUCUGUGCUCCCGGCUUUCUGUGGGACACACAACCUUCACAAGAUCCGUUUCUAUCGGGAAAAAUCCUUCUACUUCUCCGUCUGUCAGACGCCAUGCUGUGCGUCAUUGGAGUAACGUGCCUUUUCUUACAGUGCCGUUGGCGCGUGCCCAUGGUAAGUCAUUCGCACACCGGGGUGAACUUCGGCAGGCCAAGCGGAUCGUUGUGAAGCUGGGCAGUGCUGUAGUAACUCGAGGUGAUGAAUGCGGCCUUGCACUUGGAAGGCUUGCAUCUAUUGUAGAACAGGUAGCAGUGCUGCAGAACCAAGGCAGAGAAAUGAUGAUCGUCACAAGCGGAGCUGUAGCAUUUGGGAGACAGAGACUGAGGCACGAGAUUCUUCUCUCCCAGAGUGUCAGACAAGCCCUUCAUUCAGGACAAAAUCAGCUUAAAGACAUGUCUCUGCCUGUUCUGGAGGCGAGGGCGUGUGCCGCCGCAGGACAAAGUGGACUGAUGGCACUGUAUGAGGCAAUGUUCACUCAGUACAGCACCUGCACAGCACAGAUCUUGGUUACAAACUUGGACUUCCACGAUGACCAGAAGAGACGAAAUCUGAACAGCACGCUGCACGAGCUUCUGCGUAUGAACAUCGUGCCUAUCAUCAACACUAAUGAUGCAGUGGUGCCUCCCCCUGAGCCAAACAGUGAUCUGCAGGGGGUAAAUGUUAUCAGCAUCAAGGACAAUGACAGUUUGGCAGCACGGCUUGCAGUGGAGAUGAGAGCAGAUCUCCUUAUCGCUCUUUCUGAUGUAGAAGGUCUAUAUGACAGCCCUCCCAGUUCUGAUGAUGCUAAAUUUAUUGACACUUUCUACCCCGGAGACCAGCAGUCUAUAACCUAUGGCAGCAAAUCCAGAGUUGGCAUUGGGGGAAUGGAAGCAAAGGUGAAAGCUGCACUGUGGGCUCUUCAGGGGGGCACAUCUGUAGUCAUCGCUAAUGGCACUCACCCUAAAGUCACAGGCCAUGUCAUCGCAGACAUUGUAGAGGGAAAGAAAGUGGGCACCUUCUUUUCCGAGGUCAAGCCUGCUGGGCCCACAGUGGAGCAACAGACAGAUAUGGCUCGCACUGCAGGGAGAACACUGGCAUCCCUUCUUCCAGAAGAGCGGAGCGAGAUCAUUUAUUCCAUGGCUGACCUUCUGACUGAGAAGAGAGAGGAAAUUAUGUCAGCUAAUAAAAAGGACAUGGAACUGGCUAUGGAUUCGGGGCGUAUGCCUCCUGCCAUGCUUAAUCGGCUGAGUUUGUCAACAGCUAAGCUGAACAGUCUGGCCAUCGGCUUGCGUCAGAUCGCAGUGUCCUCUCAAGACAGCGUGGGACAAGUACUGCGCAGAACCCGUGUGGCCAACAACCUUGAGCUGGAACAGAUCACUGUGCCCAUUGGGGUACUACUCGUCAUCUUCGAAUCACGUCCAGACUGCCUGCCUCAGGUAUCUGCAUUAGCUAUUGCUAGUGGGAAUGCUUUGCUGGUGAAGGGUGGAAGGGAGGCAGCUAACACCAACCGUGUCUUACAUGAGGUAGCACAGGAGGCUCUAUCUAUACACGGUGUCAAAGACGCCAUCCAACUGGUAAGCACACGUGAGGAUGUGGAAGACUUGUGUCGGCUGGAGAAGAUGAUUGAUCUAAUCAUCCCCCGUGGUUCGUCUCAGCUGGUCCGAGAUAUCCAGCGGGCUGCUAAAGGCAUUCCUGUGCUGGGUCACAGUGAGGGCAUCUGCCAUGUCUAUAUCGACCAUGAGGCCAGCAUAGACAAAGUUGUCAAAAUUGUCAGAGACUCGAAAUGUGAUUACCCUGCAGCCUGCAAUGCUAUGGAAACCCUGCUAGUUCACAGAGAUGUGCUUCGGACCCCACUGUUUGAUCAGAUCAUUGACAUGCUGAGAACAGAGCAGGUGAAGAUACACGCUGGCCCCAGGUUUGCAUCAUACCUGACCUUCAGCCCGUCCGAGGUAAAGUCACUGCGCACAGAAUAUGGAGACCUGGAAUGCUGCAUAGAGGUGGUAGACAGCAUGUACGAGGCAGUGGAUCAUAUUCAUAAAUAUGGCAGCUCCCACACAGAUGUGAUCGUUACUGAGAAUGAGGAGACAGCAGAGCAGUUCCUGCAGUUGGUGGACAGUGCCUGUGUCUUCUGGAAUGCCAGUUCAAGGUUUGCUGAUGGAUAUCGCUUUGGUCUCGGUGCAGAGGUUGGUAUCAGCACUUCUCGUAUCCAUGCUCGUGGACCCGUAGGCCUGGAGGGGCUUCUCACCACCAAAUGGGUUCUGAGAGGAGACGGCCACACAGCAGCAGACUUUUCCGAGCAAGGCAGUAUGAAGUUCCUUCAUGAGAAUCUGCCUGUUGCACAGCCCCGAACUGGACAUAGAACCUCCAACUAGAGCUGGUCAACAAAUAAACCCCUUUCAAGAUGCACAGCAUUCCCUAUCGAUAACAACCUUGUCUGGAUCCUGGAAUUUAUAAUCGGAAAGCAUAACAAGGAAUAGCAAAGAAUAAGAAGACUAAAAUUGUAUAUUUUAAUAUGUGAAGAGCUGGUGCAGUGUUCUGUGUUUGUUGAAUUUCCUUUUUCCUUUAAAUUUACCAAUUUCAUUAACUCACCAUUGGAUGCAGUGGGUUGUAUACUAUAGGAAUUAGAAACACUGACCCAUUUAAAGACUAGGAAGCAACAUUCCCUCUAGCUACAUUUGCGUAACAACUUAUAGGGAAACACAAUGCAUAUGGUUUUCUGGCAGGUUCUUGUGACUGAUCACCUUUAUUCUAUGACAAACAUUUCUAUCUUGAUUGGUGUGGUCUCUCCCAGGAAGACAAUAUCCCCAUUCACAGCGCCUGAGGGCUCACUGCACUGAACAGCUUCAUGAGUGACAAUAUGUUGUGGACCUCAAAUUUCAGCCCAAGUAAAUAAAAGAGAUUUUGGACAAGCAUCGUCUACCACCACCAUCAUAAAAACAACAUUAUAUAUUAAAUAUAUAUUUUUUGGAAGAAUGGUGUUCAUCCCUCUGGUACAGUGAAGAGACCUGUAGCAUCUUUACCAAGGUUCUGGUGGGUCAUUGAUCCUUUUCUUUGUUUCAUCACUUGUCUGUAGCUUGUGUAUUUUUUUUGCCUCCUUGCUGAGACAUAUGUGGUUCUGUACAAUAUUAGAGUUAUAAAACUUAAAUCAUGCAUGAGGUUAUAUGUUCACAAACUUGUUAAUCUAAGAGUGUCAGGCGGUGACUGUGGUUAUUGUGCACAAUAUGUAACUCUGGACCAUUAUGCCCAGUUAUGGGAUAUUGUCUUGUAAUCCUUUUGCUUUUUCCUGAAAUCCAAAAUUGUUUUAUACUAUGUAUCUAAUAACUGAACAUGAUAUACUGUCUCGCAGUAGAAUUAAUCAAAUUCAAGUUUAUUUAAAAUUAACCGCAUAUUUUUUUUCAAUGAAACUACAAUAUGCUUUUGCUUUAUUUUGUUGUUUUGCCAUACUACACUACAGACUCUGCCUCAAAUAGAAAGACUUUGCAGCACCCGGCAUUUCUUGCUUACCGUGUUGCACUGUUAGCAAGGGUGGCUACUGCUGAUGGGUUUAUUGUCUUUAGGUGAAAGGGCUGUAACAUUUGUGGCGUUUGGCGUUGGUCAGUGAACGAUGAACAUAUUCAGUAAUUUGUAUAUCUGAAUUGUACAUUAAAUUUUUGCAGAAUCCCC
Messenger RNA from Tachysurus fulvidraco (yellow catfish), 3872 nucleotides. It is a transcript of the gene aldh18a1, whose product is annotated as aldehyde dehydrogenase 18 family, member A1. Lineage: Eukaryota; Metazoa; Chordata; Actinopteri; Siluriformes; Bagridae. Gene Ontology annotation, cellular component: mitochondrion; cytoplasm. The record is from RefSeq and is a predicted model, not a curated record. Gene Ontology annotation, molecular function: glutamate 5-kinase activity; glutamate-5-semialdehyde dehydrogenase (NADP+) activity; ATP binding. The transcript is spliced from 18 exons. Bases 173 to 2581 code for a protein of 802 amino acids.